AUGGAGCCGCCCCGACCGGCCCAGCAACAGCCUAAUGCUGGGCCUUUCAUACUUCGUGACCUCCUGGCCGACGUGCCCUUGUCUGCCGACGGCUCCAGAGACGACAUCAAGAUAAAUUGCAUCGAAUACCUCGACAACAAUCUCUACGUCGGCACCUCCAACUCUGAGUUGCUCCACUUCGUUCAGAUACCUCCAGAUCCGAGUGACAAGACGGGCACCCCAAUCUUUAUCCUAGCGUCCCGACUCGAGCCAGCCUUUGCACAACCGGCUGGCGGUAGCACUGCCAGGCCUGGCGUGCAACAAAUCCUGCUCUUGCCGAGAGUUGGCAAGGCGUGCAUCCUCUGCAACUGGACAGCGACAUUCUACUCGCUACCAGAGCUUAGUCCCGUCUUUGGUACAACGCAGGUCAAGAAUUGCGGAUGGAUUGGUGGCGUAGACCUCAACCAACUUGCUCUUGAUCCCAACGAGCGCGAUGGGCAAGGUGUGUCGAUCUUGCUGUCCUUGACCAGGCGCAUACAGGUCGUCAGGAUAGGCGACGAUGCGCGGGUACUCAAGAAAAUCGACUUUGCCGGCACAACGCUCUCCGUUCGCCGAGACUCGAUCGCCUGCGUGGCGGAUUCCCGGAGUUAUGCCCUUGUCGAGGUCGAACGGCAGCUCAAAAUCCCGCUCAUGUCCAUAUCCUCACUCGAUGAUGGCCGGCCAGGCGAUGUGGUCGGUCAAGCUCAGGAUAUAUCAUCAAGUACUGGGGGUGGGCUGUUGCGUAGUAACUCCUCAACCCAGGCCCGGUCUCAGAACACAAGCCCAGACGCAUCUUCACAUCGACGAGGCACAAGUCUUGGCAACCUCAUCAGCGGUACCCGCCGGCAAGAGCCUCGCGCAAACGAUGAGGAACCGGUAUUCCAACAGCCAUCGCCGCCAGAUCCUGCUUCUAGUCCACGGCCGCCAGAAGAAGUUCCGGGGCCCGAAAAUACUCCUUCCGUGUCCGUGACACCAGCGCAGAGUGACGUGCCGCCUCCGGUACCACCGAAGCCAGGCCCAGUCUUUCUAAAGCCUCACAUAGUGUCGCCAACACCAGAAGAGUUCCUCUUGGUAACCGGUACUGGCCCACUGGAACCAGGUAUCGGCAUGUUCGUCAACCUCGAUGGAGAUCCUACAAGACCUACCAUCGAGUUCGAUAGAUACCCGAAGGAGAUUGUAGUCGAUGGCGGAAAUAUGGAUUUCGCCGCUUCACGCAUGUCCAUUGACUCUGAUGCAGAUGGCUAUGUACUGGCAUCGAUGGGCAGAGACUUCGCCGAUGGGCUUCACUACGGGUUGGAGAUCCAACGAUUUGACGCCGAUGGUGAGCCUGUCAGGCAUUGGCUCGAGCCUCCCAUUGCAGGCAGCUCGCCGCAGAAUCUCGGCAUCAGGUCGCUCUUAGGGCUAAACGAGACCUUCAUACAGGAGAUUAUCGAUAAUCUCUGUCGGCGACGUUUCAAGCCAUUCUCGCUAAAUGGCGUGGACCACCCUGCUGCCUCCAUGAAGAGCCUGGACUCUCGGACUGCUGCUUCUAUGGAGAUGGUGUCAAGAGAGAAGGAAUUGUUCGAACGUGACAACGACUCCCAGGAUGAUGACUCGCUGUCCGAAGGGUGGGAAGCAACACGUACUGCCGAAGAGGAAGAUUUCGCAAGGCGGCUUGCCACUACCACGACUCGUGUGGCGGUAUGGUCUGGUGCGAAUGUCUGGUGGGCGAUCAGAAAUCCGCUGAUCUUGCAACUUGACGCGAGACUUGCUGAUGCCACGGCCACGACAAACGAUGCAGCUGCAAAGAGAAAAGGAAUCUUUGAGAUCCUCGCCUCAUUACGAGACCGCGAUGCACGUUCAGAGUUGGAGUUCUUGACAUUCAGCUACGUGCGGCAGCGGGCUGGCAUCUUGCUACUCCAGAGCUUUCUAGACGUCAAAGACAGCCCAUUCCUGGACUCUGAAGCGCGUCUGAUGGAAGAGGUUCUUGUCGAAGGACUUCUGGAUCCGCGCGUGAUCCUUUCGCUUAUCCCAGGCGUGCGUAAUGAAGUCAUCGAGACGCGCCGUGGAAUCUGGAUCUACGGCGGAGUGAAGAGCACGGCCGACGAACUCAUCAAGCAAAGCGGAUUCGACAAAGCCAGCACGAGGUCUUCUCUGGAUGGGCUAUCUCUAAAGAUCCUCCAUUUCCUGCGUCGCUACUUGACGGCCUGGCGACGCAAGAAAGGCUUUGGCAGCAUUCCCGAUGAGAGCGAGGUAUUCCGAACGGUAGAUGCCGCAUUGCUGGCAGUGCUACUCGAGCUUGACAAGAGUUCAGCUGCUGACCAAGAUCACCCAUUCCGGGCUGAGCUAUACGAGCUUGUCGACAGCGGUGUGGACUGCUUUGACCGGGCUGAGACAUUAAUUGAGAAUCAUCGGCGCCUCUUUGUGCUAAGUAGGCUGUAUCAGAGCCGGAGGAUGGCUGGCGAAGUCUUGGAAACCUGGAAACGCAUAAUCGAGGGCGAGCCAGAUGAUGGUGGCGAACUUGUCGAAGGCGAGCAAAGGGUUCGCGAAUAUCUCCAGCGCAUCAGUAACCAGGCACUGGUCCGACAGUACGGUACCUGGCUUGCAAAUCGCAACCCCAGACUCGGAGUCCAAGUCUUCGUAGAGGACCAGGGGCGCGCUCGAAAGUUCGAGUUUGAGCCUACAGAGGUUGUCAGACUCUUGAGAGCCGAGGCACCUGCUGCCGUCAAGUACUACCUCGAGUUUCUCGUCUUUGGAAAAGGCCACACCAUAUACGUCAACGAGCUCAUUCAGUACUAUGUUGACAUCGUCAUUGGCCGCCUCGAAACGUCGGCGGAAGCCCGAGAAGUCGUUCUUUCAACUUACACUUCAUACCGGGCAUUGCAGCCCCCGAAACCCACCUACCGUCAAUUCUUGACUGAUAACGCCCCAAAGGACGACGAGGCGUGGCAGAGUCGCCUGCGUCUGCUCCAGCUCCUGGGUGGGCAAUACACAUAUGACUCGGCCAAGAUUCACGACCGCAUAUCCGCAUUGCGCGAGAUUGGGGAGGAUCUCCUCGUGCCCGAAACCAUAAUUCUCAAUGGCCGGGAGCGCAACCACGAGGAUGCACUGCGGCUUCUUGUACAUAAGCUGGGCGACUACGACACAGCUGUAGCGUAUUGCCUGCGCGGCGGAGCCAGCAUCUACAGCAUCUACCAAGCCCCCAUAGCCUCCGCACCUCCAACAUCAGACCAACAGGGUCACCUCUUCCAGGCUCUCCUAGGGGAGUUCCUUGCCCUCGAGGACAUGAGCAAUCGCAUAGAGCAGACCUCGCUGCUGCUCGACAAGUUUGGGGGGUUCUUUGAUGUCGGCGACGUGCUCGCGCUGAUUCCGGAUUCUUGGAGCGUGGAUAUCGUGGCGGGGUUUCUCGUAAAGGCGCUGCGGCGCCUUGUCGUGGCCCGGCACGAAGCCGCCGUUGCGCGCAGCCUGAGUUCGGCGCAGAACCUGAGAGUGCAGCACGACUUGGUAUCGAAAAUCGAUGAGAAGGGGCCUACGGUGGAGACUGCUUGA
Microdochium trichocladiopsis is the source of this 3546-nucleotide messenger RNA. RefSeq lists its product as uncharacterized. The record is from RefSeq and is a predicted model, not a curated record. Lineage: Eukaryota; Fungi; Ascomycota; Sordariomycetes; Xylariales; Microdochiaceae. Gene Ontology annotation, biological process: vesicle-mediated transport; autophagy; endosomal vesicle fusion. Gene Ontology annotation, cellular component: cytoplasm; fungal-type vacuole membrane. The transcript has 3 exons. Bases 1 to 3546 code for a protein of 1181 amino acids.